AUGGAGAGCCGAAUCGCGAUCGCGCUCAUCGCGGUGGCGCUGCUGUGCGGCGCCGCCCCGGCGGUCGCGCAGACCAAGACCCAGAUCACGGUCGUCGGCGACUGGGCCAAGAACACCCCGAGUUCCGUCGCGGCCAACUCGCUGUGCUCCGCCGGGUACUUCUUCGACCCGGCGGGGCUGGAGUGCAACCAGUGCCCCGCGGGCUCGUCCGUCGACGGGUUCGGAUGCGCGUGCCCCGCGAACACCCGAUGGGUCGCGGGCACCGGCGUCGCCCCCUACGGCGCGUGCACGGCGUGCGAGACGAACACCACGCUCUCGUGGGACAACUCCACCUGCAUGGCGUGCGACGCAUCCAACGGCGCGUCCCUCAACGCCGCCAAGACCGAGUGCGAGUGCCUCACGAACGCCGGCGCCGACGACCUCACCAAGGUGCUCGUCGAGUUUGACGAGAGCGGCGCGAGGUACGGCGCGGGUAAGCGCUGCGUCGCGUGCCCGUCCCCCGACGGAUCGGCGGCGGGGGCGAGGGACGUCACUCAAAACGGCAAGUGCAUCUCGUGCGAGCGAAUUCGCAAGAAGGACGGAACCGGUUGGAUCCAGAUGACGUACGACGCCGCGACGAAGACGUGCUCGUGCCCCAGCGGCAGCGAUUACGACUGCUUCGACCUCGCCGCCAAGAAGUCGUCGCUCACCACCGCCUACUCCACGGUGACUUUUGACUCGACGGCCAACACCCUGGUGUACUCGGACAUGGGCGCGUCGAUACAAUCCGCCACCGUCAUCAGCGAUUGGUUCGCGAACAACCUCAUCGAGCAGGCUCACCUGUGCAACAGCUACGGCAACACCACCGCGUGCAACGCCGUGGCCAACGCGUGCGUCCUGGCGAUGUACUCCAGCAGCCACGCGGCGUGUAAGCUCUACGCCGGGAUGCGCGACAAGCGAACCGCGUCUCAGUACCACCAGAGCGACGCGAGCACCAAGGUUAACCCCAAGCUUGACUGGUCCGAGACGCUCCCGUGGCUGUAUUACUCCACGGGCGACUACGCGUCUCGCGCCGACGUGGGCCUGACGAUGUCCUUCUCCGUCCCCGCCGAGAACGAGUACGCCGUCGUGUCCAACCUCGUCUUUGUCCUCUCCGUUUCCACGCUCUCGGGCGAGUGGCUCGGGUUUAGGCCCGUGGGCAAGCUGCUCCAGCUGUGCGGGGGCCGCGAGGACGACCUCCAGGCGUGGGCGCGAUUCGGCACCAACUACUUCAACGAUUGCUCCUUACCCGUCGCCGACGCCCUCGACGCCGCGCGGGGCAUGGGCAUCUCCACCGCCGGCGAGACGCUCUUCUUCGACCUCUACCUCCAGGACCUCGGCGGGGUCGCGCCGACGGCGAACGCGUGGCCGGAGCGACUGUACCCGGUCCCCAUCAAGGUUAACAACAUCGCCGAGAACUCCAACGCCGCUUUGGACGACGAUAAGUUCGUCCGCCGCUUCUUCGUCAUCGACGAGACCGCGGGCGUGGCGUCGGGCACCAAAAAGGCUGUCACCUACAUGAAGAACAUCAAGUUUACCAUCACCGCGCGGUCCGACGAAAAGUCCAAGAUUUACCCCCCCGCCGUUUCCAUCACCUACGCCAGCAGGGACCCGUCCUUCGCCUACACCGUCGAAGACGGCGUCGGCUUCCAGUGCGAGUACACCGUGGACGACUCGUUCUGGACGACGUGGGACAACGUCUUCAUCACGUCCAUGGUCUUCUCGGGCGCGUACUGGGCGUACGGGAUGAUGCGAGUGUCCAGGCGUCGCAUCACCCGAGACGCCGACUCGUCGCUGAUGAUGUACGCGGUGGGCACGGGCGCCGCGUGCGUCGCCGGCGGCCUCGCGGUGGUGCUCAUCUUCGGCGGACUGUACUGGUUCCUCUUCUUCAAGGCGCAGCAGGAGGUGUACACUGUCGUGCCCAUGGACACGGAUUCGCGGGUCAAGAUGUUCAAGGAGGUGCUCGACGCCGCCGUCGGUCUCGCCGCCGUGGGCAUGGCGUACACCAUCGCGUGGCAGUGCAACUACGACAUCUUCUUCCUGGACUGGGAGAAACCGAGGGCCACGACGACGCCGCAGGGCCACGCUGUGAACGCGCCGGUGUCAGCCUGGCGCAAGAUGUUCAUCGCCAACGAGUGGAACGAGCUGCAGACGGAGCGGCUGACGUCGCGCGCCUUCACCCUGACCCUCAUGCUGCUGUUCCUGCUCGGCCUGGACUGGCAGAACAUGUGCGUGAUCGAGCCGACGCUCGCGACGGACGACCCAAAGCCCUACCAGGUCCAGUCCAUGCUCCUGCGAUUCGCCCUCGCCGCCAUCCUCAUGUGCGUCAUCGUCCUCUGCCAGGUUGUGUACAAGAUUGUCUGGCACCACAACUACGUCGAGCAUCCGAUCCAGCAGUUUGUCGACCUCCUCACGAUGGCCAACAUGUCCAUCAUCCUCCUCGACGACGAGUGCAGCGGCUACUACCUCCACGGCAGGUCCUUAAUGACGUUCUCGGACACCAGCAUGCAGGAGCUCAUGGCGCAGAUGCGACGCGAAGAGGAGAUGCAGGUGAGCGCGAGGGGUUUGGUUCCGAGCGCCGCGAGGGCUGAGCUCGCCGAAAACCAGGUCUUUGAGCUGUACAUCACGAAGGAGCUCCGCAUGGCGUACGAGAGUAAGCUGCUGCGGCGGAUCCAGGAGAGCGCCGCGAUGCAGGGCGGCGGUAUGAUGGGCGCGGCGGGCGCGCUGACCUCGCGGGGCGGCCGGCCCCGGGGCGGCGGCAUGGCGGGGUCGAUGGGUCGCAACGAGUACGGGCGGGGCGGCGGAUGGGGCGGCAUGGGAGGCGGCGGCAUGGGAGGCGGCAUGAUGGGGGGCGGCGGCAGCACCCUCGCGAGCGACCAGACGCUCGCGGCCGCCGAGGAGAUCGGCGACAUCUUCAAGCAGCUCAUCAACUUCACCGAGGCGAACGCGUCGUCGUUUGUGCUGGAGAGGCCGUUUUUCGACCGGAUCCUCAACAUGCCGCCGGAGAGCGUGUCCAUGAUGCAGGGCGCCUCGCCGGUCUUCUACCACGACUUCCAGAUGAACUUCCAGAAGGUCAUGUUCUACGGCAUCGAGUUCCAGCUCAUGAUCUUCGACCUCCUCGUGUUCACGGCGCUGGACAAGGAGUUCAACUCGUUUGCAAUCGCCGCGUUUCUCACCUGGCUCGUGGGCAUCUUCGUGGACCACUUCAGGCAGUCGUUCGGGGAGACGAACAUCUCGCGAAAGUCGCUCAUCGACGGAAGGUUCCUCAUCUAA
Molecule: messenger RNA, 3291 nt
Organism: Micromonas commoda
Lineage: Eukaryota; Viridiplantae; Chlorophyta; Mamiellophyceae; Mamiellales; Mamiellaceae
Exons: 2
Coding region: 1-3291 (1096 amino acids)
Biological process (GO): cilium assembly
Cellular component (GO): ciliary transition zone; MKS complex
Source: RefSeq, a predicted model, not a curated record